AUGGAGGGUGACAACGUCGGCGGGGGGGCUCCGGCUAGCUCCAGGUGGAAUCCCACGAAGGAGCAGAUCAGCAUGCUUGAGAGCUUGUACAUGCAAGGGAUAAGGACGCCGAGCGCAGAGCAGAUACAGCAGAUAACUGGCAGGCUUAAGGCCUACGGUCAUAUCGAAGGGAAGAACGUGUUUUACUGGUUUCAGAACCACAAGGCUAGGCAAAGGCAGAAGCAGAAGCAGGAGAGUAUGGCUUAUGUGAACCGCUAUCUUCACAAGACUUCCCCUUUGUUCCCUCCUCCAUGCCCAAAUGUUGUUUGCGGCCCAUACUACGUACCACAGAGCGACCUAGGGUUUUACCCCCAGUACCCCAAGGUGCUUUUGCCUGGUGGCAUAAGGAGGAGGCCGAGGACAGAGAGAGUUGAGAAGACGAAAACACAUGGUGGUGGUGGUGCAGGAUACGAAAUGAUGAUGCAGGCAGGCGAUAAUAACGAGGGGUUGAUUAACAGCUCUAGCAUUGACUGUAAUCAAGAGACGUUGGCUCUGUUCCCACUUCACCCAACUGGCGAUUUACAGCGCUCUUCUCAUGCUGAAACCUCUGCUGAGAAUUCCACUACUCUUUCUACCUCCUCUGAGACAGCCACCACCCCAGGGAUCGAAGAUGGGUCUUGUGAUCAACCCUUCUUUGAUUUCUUUUCUGCCCCUUCUACUGAGACUAUUUGAGGGUUUGUUUCUUUUUUUGGUAAGGAACAUAAUGGGUGUG
Messenger RNA from Vitis riparia (riverbank grape), 751 nucleotides. Its product is annotated as WUSCHEL-related homeobox 2. Bases 1 to 711 code for a protein of 236 amino acids. Gene Ontology annotation, molecular function: DNA-binding transcription factor activity; DNA binding. The transcript has 2 exons. The record is from RefSeq and is a predicted model, not a curated record. NCBI's taxonomy places the organism in Eukaryota, Viridiplantae, Streptophyta, Magnoliopsida, Vitales, Vitaceae. Gene Ontology annotation, biological process: plant organ development.